Messenger RNA from Oldenlandia corymbosa var. corymbosa, 3120 nucleotides. Lineage: Eukaryota; Viridiplantae; Streptophyta; Magnoliopsida; Gentianales; Rubiaceae. The record is from the annotation of a GenBank genome assembly.
AUGUCAGAAAAUCCGCCGGCCGAUGAACCCACAACUGUGGACGUGGAAGUGGGUGCAGAAGAAGUGAAGAAUAUAGUGAGCCCGAAAAAUAUGAGGUUGCUGAGGAAGUUUAAAGGGGUAGAUGGUGUGAUGAGGGUCCUUCAUACUGAUAAAGAUAAAGGGAUCUGUAGUGACACCAUUGAUGAUGAGAUUGAGGACCGAAGAAAACGCUUCGGGUCCAAUGAUUUCAAUAAUCAUGCCACCAUAAACCUGCUCAAGGAUUUUUGCAUUUGUGGAUUGGAAGCAAUCCAGGACCCACUGAUCAUCAUUCUUCUCAUCUACACCAUCGUUUACAUAUGUUUUGGCAUAAAGAAACAUGGGAUCAAAGGGGUUUGGCCUGAAAGGGGAACACAUCUCAUUUCGAUCGUUACCGUGGUGAUCUUUUCAGCUGUGACUAAUUUUUGGCCCAUUAAGCAGAAUUAUGUUUUCUCUGCAGCCAAAAACCAAGUUUACAGCCCUCAGGUGGAUGUUGUGAGGAACGGUGAAUGGCAAAAGAUCCCCAUCUCUGAAGUGGUGGUUGGAGAUAUUGUGUACUUGAAACCUGGUGACCAAGUUCCGGCGGACGGCCUUUGCAUAGAUGGGCACUCGAUACACCUUGAUGACUUGACAAGCAAUAAUAAUAACAAUGAUCAGAAUCGGCGCACAUUACCUAAUGCUGGUGCUGAAGGUGGAUCACAAAGGAAUAACCAGCGCGUGAGAGUUGUAGAAAAUCCGUUUUUGUUCUCGGGCAAUAUGGUUGCUGAUGGUUACGCGAGGAUGGUUGUAACAGCUGUGGAAAAGAGUAAUAACGAGGAAAACUCGCAGCAGCCGGCUCAAGCCACUUGGAUGACGCCAAGACAUGUUCGCGAGUUGGAGGAACUGUCCGCGACAAUUGGUAGGUGGGGUAAAGGUUUUGCACUUUCGAUGUUUGUAUGGUUUUUUUGCCGAUUCUGUAUGCAGGAGAUUGAUGACGAGGAAGCCGUCAAUGACGGUGAUAGAGAGGCAGAUAUUGUUGAAUUUCUAGUUGCUUUAGUUGGAAUGCUGGGGACUUCAGCUGUUAUUGUGUUAACUUCAAGUCUGGAAAGCUUAGUUUUGGCUGUCAAUAUAACUCUUGCCUAUUCCAUGAGAAGCUUGUUACAUAAACAGGUUCUGAUCAAAAGGCCCUCCCUCUGUCAUCAAGUUGCAUCAGUUGAUACUAUAUGCAUCAACAAAAUUGGAACCUUAACGGUCGAUUCCUUAGAGGUAACUGGAAAUUGCUUAAAUUUACCAUCUGUCCGUCCCAUUUCAAUAGUCCAUGUUGUACUAAAAUGGUUUAACUAUAACGAGACCAUUAAGGUACUAAACGUUUCGGAUUUGUCCUUUCUUCAUUUGCAGGUGAAAGAGUUCUGGUUUGGUCUGAAUGACAUUGAACAAUCACCAACAGAUUUACUUUAUCCAAGCGUGAUUGAGUUGCUUCACCAGGCAAUAGGCCUGAACAUAACGCAGCCUCGCUCGAGUUCAACAUUUGCUACUUCCUUGAGUCCAACAGAACGCGCAAUGUUUGAUUGGGCGACUCGCGAGCUGAAAAUGGAUCAGAAAAGCCUUGAGAACAGCUGCACAGUUCUCCAAAUCGAUCCCUUCAUCCCGGUCAACAAAACGAGUGGAGUGUUGAUCAAUAAGAAAACCGACAACACAAUUCAUGUGCAUAUGAAAGGAGCACCCGAGGUGAUCCUGGAGAUGUGCUCUGACUACUAUGGUACUGGUGGAACAACCAUUCUCUUCAACAGAAGCACCAGGGAUACUUUGCAACGAACAAUUCGAAGGAUGGCGAGAAAAGGCCUCAGAUGCAUUGCUUUUGCACAUAGAAAGACAUCAAUAGAAGAGCAUUUCUAUUCCCCGCGCCAACAGGAGUUGACCUUGAUUGGCGUAGUAGGACUUGAGAAUCUUGUAAGAACUGAAAUGGCAACAGCUAUAAGAGAUCUCCAACGAGCUGGAAUAAAUCUCAAACUAGUCACAGGGGACAGUAUUUUAACAGCCACAUCCAUAGCUUCAAGGUCUGGCUUACUUGAUCAGCGCGGAAAUCAACCAGGAGACAUAGUAGUGGAAGGACGGAAAUUCGAGGGAUGGAAUAGAGAAGAGAGAUUGGAGAAAGUUGAUGGAAUUCGCGUAUUGGCUGCCGCGAACCCCACCCAUAAGUCCCUCAUGGUUCAAACUUUAAAAGAGAAAGGACGGGUUGUUGCGUAUGUAGGAGGAGCCCUAGGUGAUGCACAGGCGAUUAAAGAAGCAAAUGUAGGUAUAUGUUUCGGUCCUGCAACCGAAGGCAGGGCGGAGAUCAUCAAGGCAUGUUCAGAUAUAGUAAUCAAGGACAAAAAUUACCUCCUGGUUCUUGAAAUUUUGAAAUGGGGCAGAGGAUUUUAUGACAGUAUCCAAACCUACAUUCAGUUCUUGCUCACUGCAACUUUCGUUGAUCUGGUGAUUGAUUCUGCGAUGACCAUAUUUCCCAAUGGUUUCAAUCUUUAUUAUGCAGUGGUUGAUGUUUCAUCAGAAGCAGAUGUUUCAUCAGGUAUAGUAGCCAUACCUGUAUUUCAACUGCUUUGGGUAAAGUUCAUUUUAGGCUUAGUUGCAAUUCUUUCUGUACGUAUAAGACAACCCUCUGAUGACCUAAUGUCCGAGCCACCAAGAGACCUAAAUGAGCCUUUGAAGACAGAUAGUAUGAAAAGAAAUAUGGUUGCCCAGGGACUGUAUCAAGUGAUAGUCCUUCUGGCCAUCCAUUUUAGAGGGAAAUCAUUGCUGAAACUGAAUCCAAAUGAGAAGAACACUCUGAUCUUCAAUACAUAUGUGCUCUGCCAAGUUUUCAUGCUCAUCAACGCGAAGCUGUAUGAUCGAAAGAACAUUUUCCAGGAAAUGCACAGAAUGAAAUGGUUCUGGGGAAUCAUUGGAUUCAUUAUAAUCCUCCAAGUCAUCAUGGUGGAAUUUUGGAAGAGCUUUGCUGGUACAGCAAGGCUAGAUUCCAAGCAAUGGGCCUGGUGUUUCUUAAUUGCUGCUGCAUCUACCCCUCUCAGUUGGCUCCUUCGAUAUAUUCCUCUUGUGAAAAUGCCAUAUUUCAAACCAAAAACAGAAUGA